This is a messenger RNA of Trichoderma virens Gv29-8, 721 nucleotides long. RefSeq lists its product as uncharacterized. Lineage: Eukaryota; Fungi; Ascomycota; Sordariomycetes; Hypocreales; Hypocreaceae. The coding region runs from base 63 to 503 and encodes 146 amino acids. The record is from RefSeq and is a predicted model, not a curated record. The transcript is spliced from 2 exons.
GACAACUUACAAAACAAUCAACACUCAAAGUACAUAACAAACCCCGUUUGAAGACCGCAACAAUGUCUAUUGUUCAGCCUCAGGAAUACCAGACCGUUGACGACGUGCCGUACCAGCGAGGCCGUCCUCUCCCAACCGUCACCCCGGUCUUCCAGAACAAGCUGCCCAACUCGCCCGGAAAGACAUCGGUCGGGCUCCUCGUCGACUUCCCUCCCAACUCGUCGACGCCUCCUCACACGCACGGCGGCGCGGCCAUCUCCGUCUACGUCAUCAAGGGCACCGUGCUCAACAAGAUGAACGAUGGGCCGACGCGCGUGAUCCCGGCGGGCGGCACCUGGUUCGAGGCCCCGGGCUGCCACCACCGGACCAGCGACAACUUCAGCACCACGGAGCCGGCGCAGAUCCUGGCGACGAUGGUGAUUGACACCAAGGUUGUGGAGGAGGGCGGUAUGGCUGCUUUGGUUGUCUUGGAUCCGGAGUAUGCCGAUAUCAGACUUGGUUAGGUUGGUAGAUGGCGAUGAAGAAAUGGGGAGGCUCGGAUUUCCGUCAGUAAACGCGGCAUCUCGGGUAUAGAUGGUACAUGUAUCCUGAUAUCAGACUUGCAUGGUUAUGUGGAUAGGUGGCAAUGAAGAAAAGGGCAAGGAAGCUCGGAUUUCUGUUAGCAGACAGGGCAUAUCUCGUCAGGAAAGAAAAUGAACAUGAAAAAAUUGAUAAUAACGAA